UCUAUUUUCUUUCUGUUUGAAGAGUUGUUUCACGUAAACCGUAUCGUCAAGCUAAACUGUAGCGCAGCUCAGCAUGUCUGAGGAAAGCCUUGAGGACAGAACUGUGGAGGUGUCUGGAAUACCUGCAACCAUUGAGGAUGAAUUAUUAGGACUGUACUUCGAAAACAAGCGUCGUUCUGGAGGUGGACCACUGACGUCUCUCAACAGAAACGGUGGCUGUGCAGUGUUAGUCUAUGGCGAAGCGCAAGUUGCUGCGAGGGUAUUAGCCAAAGGACCCCAUGUACUGCAGAGUGUUACGCUCACAGUCAGGAAGCCAGCUCCAAAGGACCCUGGGAAGUUGCUACUCCGUGGUAUUAACCCCCAGACUAGCCUGGAGCUAGUGGAGCUGUAUGUGGAGAGUGUAACAGGCAUUGAAACUGGAGACUACACCUUAUACCGCUCUUCAGGGAAAGACCUGGUUCUGAUUCACUUUCACACACCCAUCUCAAAGGAAGAUUUUCAAUCUUUGCUCUCAAAGAUCACUGCAAAGCAGUUAGAUGGCACCGCAAUUCACCCAGAGCAGAUAGAACAGACAGACUCCAUUUUGGUGGAGAAUGUGCAUCCCACUGUGACUGAAGACGUGCUCACCCUUUACUUCGAGAAUAAACGUGGGGGUGGAGGGGAGGUGAAGGACGUUUGUAUGCUUGCAGAUGGGGUAGCCAGAGUCAGCUUUGUGGACUUUGAAGCUGUGGAUCGAAUCCUAAAAAGGACCCACAGAUUGCAUGAGUGUGAUUUGAAAGUCCAGCCUUACUUUGACUUUCUGGGAACAAUUAAAAAUCUACCAUCCCCAAGCUCUCCGAAUGGCACCGUGGAACUUAAUACCCAAAGUGCAGAGGAUGCACGCACUGAGAGUCUGGGGCAAGAACAGACUAGUCCUCCCAUAGCAGCACAUACAUCAGGUUUGGUGUCUCCACCUGACUCAGCACCAGGGGCAGGAGCAGCUGAUCAGAGCAGGGAGACCCUUCUACAGAGUGCACCUUCCACACCUUCAUCCAGUAAAAUCUCUCUGCCUGAUCCAUUGAAACUCGGCCUGUUUAAAAGCAGCCAACUCCUCCAGGACCUCCGACAGUCUCACCCAGGCUUUGAGAUCAAAAUCACGGACAAUGCUGUGGAGAUGUCCGGGCCUGGCCAGCCUUGUGUCGAACAGCUGAAGAGUCAGAUCCUGGAGUUCUUCACUGAAGUUGCCCAGGUGCAUCUUACAUACGAUGUGGUGAAGGCCAGGUUCCUAGCAAGGGAAGAGGUGAAGGGCAGGCUGCAGCAGACUCUGUCACAGCAAGGCCUGCUGGCCACUUACACAGUGGCAGACUGUGUGGUCACAAUCACAUCGCUUUCCCUGCAUAUGGUGAACGAGGCCUGUAAAUUGCUUAAGUCCUUGAUUUGCGAGUUCAGCAUAGCGGUCACCUCGGAAUAUGAGUGCAUGCUCUAUUCAAAGCAGUGGUCGGAAUUCUUAGAGUCUUUGGCAUUCUGCUCUGCCAGCAUGUCCACCAGAGAAGAAAAGAUUGAAGUUGUGACUUUGACAAGCGUGAAGGAGGAGAUGGAGUUAAAGAUUAUUGAGUUUCUCAGCACACCCAUUCAGGUGGAGACGGUGAUCACCAUGGAGCCCGGGAUGCUAAAGUACAUCCAAGUCCACUGUCACCAGCUCUUGGCUGACAUGGACCAGGUUUCUGUAUUCCCACUCGAAGGAGAGGAUGUGACUGGAUUCAGAGUGCAUGGGAACGCGAAUGCGUGCCAAGCCGCAGAUGAGCUUCUGCGAGGCGUGGUGAGCUCAGUAUUGACCAGAGACAUUUCUGUAAGCCAGCCAGGAGUGGCCCGCUUUCUGGUCGAGGAGGAGGGAACCAACAUCCUUGAAGAAAUGAAGGCUAAAUUUCAAGUCUACAUCAGUAUGGACAAAGUCCAUUGGGUACCCCUGGAAGACCAGGACGUCUUUGAAUCGGCAUGGAAACUAACAUCACAACAAAACUUUCAGAGAAACUCCUCAGACAGUUACCACAGUUCUGCACAGCCUUUGAACUCGCCUCUAACUGGGACGGAUGUGAAUGCCAAUGACCUCAGUGAAGCUGACAGAGGUCUUCUAGAAGAGGCAAAGAGACUAGUCUCUGUCUUUGGUGGGACGUUGAACUCGACCUCAGGUCCUCCCAGCGUGAAUACAAUCAUGGAUGAAGAGGACCUCUAUACUGCUGCUGAUCCUGACACUCUCAGCUCAGCAGACAACACAGGCAGACAAUCAGCGGAUGAUUCUGUUAAUUCUGCGGAGGACGCACUCCGGCCAGCACCAGAGGGAGGGGACAGCGGGGAGCUCCGUGUGGAAGACCAAGAGAUGGACUAUGCCAAGCAGCUUUCCCUGGAGGCCACUUCCCCAGACCUUACAGAGGAUGCUAUGCUCUCCUUGGCUAUACAGUACUCAAUGGAAAGUGGGAGGUCCUCAGCAGCAGAUGGAGAGGACGAACUGCAAAAAGCGUUGGAAAUAUCCAAGAGAACAGUCCAGCAAUGUGGCGCUGCCGCUGCCGAUUCACAGCUGGAGCAAGCGAUCCGCGUCUCGCUCCAGGAUGCCAUUAGGGCGGCUAACACCGCCGAGAUACGGGUGUAUGCUGGCUAUAGCUGCGACCUGAUCAGAGUGGACAUUGCCUUGGGGAAGAAAGUCAGCCUGAGGCAGUGUCAGGAGACGGUUCAGCACAAGUGCCUGAAGAAUCUGUCCGAGCACCAGAAGAAAUGUGUGGACCUCAUCAAAAGGAAACAUGCGGUGGAAAUUCAGAUCCAAGGAACCACUGCCACGAUUUCAGGCUUUAAGGACUAUGUCACAGAGGCAGUCCCUGACCUGAAACAAUUGCUGAAAAGGAUUUCGAACAUAAUACCCGAUUCUGAAAUUCUGCGGACCGUGCAGUGGGUGUGGCAUGACUCAAAGUCGGUGCCAACGCCGUACCCUCCCAAUGCUACUGCCUACAUAGAAAACGCCUGGAAAAUGAAGCAAAAGAAGAUCGAUAUUGUUUUCGAUGGUCAACCUUACAGCAUUGACUUUGAAAAAAUGAAGGAGUAUAACAUUUCCUCUGGGAAAUCUGUUCAAAUUUCGAGGAAAUUACUGAGCUCAGCUGACUUGUAUACAGAUAUACCAGAUGAGGACGUCAGCGUGUUGUCAAACCUGCCUGAAGCUUCCAGAGUCGAUGAGGAUUCUGAUGAAUUCCAGAAUGUCGUCAAAGAGUUCUACGACAGUAUUCAGGAAUACCACAACAAAAUAAAAAUUAUAAAGGUGGAGAAACUCAUGAAUACUCUUUUGUACAAUCAGUACAAGCUAAAAAAGGCCAGCAUGCUGCAGAGUGCUUCUGAUCCAGAGGUGGAGAGAACUCUGUACCAUGGAACAAGUGAAACAAGCGUGAAGGAGAUCUGCAUUCAUGGCUUCAACAGAAGCUUUUGUGGGAAAAAUGCUACGGUGUAUGGGCAAGGGGUCUAUUUUGCCGUGAAUUCAGCCAUAUCUGUCCAAGACCAGUACUCGCCCCCUAACGCUGAUGGACACAAGUAUGUAUUUGUGACAAAAGUGCUGACAGGAGACUUCACCAAGGGCAAGCAUGAAAUGAAGACCGCUCCCCUGAAGGAGGGCUCGGAUAUCCCUCUGAGAUACCAUAGUGUGGUAGACAAGAUGGACUCCCCCACCCUGUUCGUCAUCUUCAAUGACACACAAGCCUAUCCAGAAUAUCUCAUCACAUGCCAGAAGAUCCGUGGCUGACACCAAGCCAUUCUUCAUUGCAGUUUCAUGUCCUUCUGCUAAAACUUACCUGAAACUACAUGCCUGGACAAAAUAAUCAAUAGCUUUGAUUACUUACAGAUAAGGGCUUUAUAUAACAGAGUUUAUUUAAAAAAAUCUUGUUUUAAAAUGUAACACUGCUUACCUCUGUAUACUGAAAAAAUUGGUACAAUGCCACAGUGCUGUUUGGAGUUUAACUUUCUUUUAAAUGGUUUACGCUUGGUGGUAUUCUGUUAUGU
Molecule: messenger RNA, 4014 nt
Organism: Megalops cyprinoides (Indo-Pacific tarpon)
Lineage: Eukaryota; Metazoa; Chordata; Actinopteri; Elopiformes; Megalopidae
Gene: parp10
Product: poly(ADP-ribose) polymerase family member 10
Exons: 11
Coding region: 74-3757 (1227 amino acids)
Biological process (GO): negative regulation of gene expression
Cellular component (GO): cytoplasm; nucleus
Molecular function (GO): NAD+ poly-ADP-ribosyltransferase activity; transcription corepressor activity; zinc ion binding
Source: RefSeq, a predicted model, not a curated record